This is a messenger RNA of Toxorhynchites rutilus septentrionalis, 1671 nucleotides long. RefSeq lists its product as uncharacterized. The record is from RefSeq and is a predicted model, not a curated record. Bases 1 to 1623 code for a protein of 540 amino acids. NCBI's taxonomy places the organism in Eukaryota, Metazoa, Arthropoda, Insecta, Diptera, Culicidae. The transcript is spliced from 5 exons.
AUGGCAUCGGAAUACGACAUUCGACUUCCGCCGGCAGUUCUCAAUAAAUUAGAAGGCCGUGCCAAAGAUGCGAUAUGCAUGGCCUGCGACAUCGGUAGCUUCGCUGAGGCGAAGGAAAUUUUGAUUAACACACUGGGAGACAAAUUCGAAUUAUCAACGUACAAAGCCCAACUAUGGAAAAAUAGACAAGGAGCAGAAAUGACCGUACACAAGUACUAUCAAAUUACAAAACUGAUAGUGCAGAAUAUUAAAACGCUUGCAAAGCAAGAUAAAACAUAUGCCGCUAGUUGGGGGGCGAUCUCGAAAUUUAUCGACGAGGACGCCUUAGCAGCAUUUAUUUCAGGUUUAAAUGAAAACUAUUUCGGCUUCGCCCAAGCUGCAAAACCAGAAUCUUUGGAGGAUGCUUAUGCGUUCCUCUCUAAAGGCCCUGUAUUAUUGAUCCUAGACGGACACACUAGUCAUACUAAAAACAUAAGUUUCCUUGUACGAGCAACUACAACCAUUAGAUGUAGCUGUGAUGGGUCCCUUGAAGAAAUAUUAUUCUCGAGCAAUAGACAACUUCAUGAGACAAAAAGUAGUAGAAAAGUAGUGAGCGUACAGAAUGUGUCAGGUUUGGUGAAUGAAGCUUUUGUUGGAGCCGCUACAAUUAAAAAUGCUGUAAGUGGAUUUCGUGCUACCGGCAUUUGUCCAUAUGAUGAUAAAAAAUUCUCAGAAGAUGAUUUUGUCGCUGCUAAUGGUGUGCAAGAUGGAAUUAGAUCACAGGACGAGACUGAUUCGACCAAUUUGAUAUCAUAUGAAUGUACUGAUACUGAACAGCUCUCAGCUGAAAUAUCCUGCGAAGGCGAUCAAACGAGAACGGAACCAAGUGGAGUUGCUAGGUCAGCCUACGAGUCACUGCAAGCUGAAACAGUCACUACCACCUACGAUGAGCCACUGCAGGUCACAGUGGUUAUCGUAAACUAUGAUCAACCACUUCAGGUUAAUGCAGCUACUGUUAAUUACAGUGAACCUCUGCAGUCUGAAUUAGCCAACAUCGACUGCUCUCUUAUCCAGUCAAUGAAUCCCGCGGAAGGAGAAAUAUCCAUUAUCCCAGAGGUUGUUGGAUGCGAUACAACAUGUCAUUUAUCUCUCGAAGAAGUGUUUGAACUGGACCCCAAUCUUUAUUUUCAAGUUGGUGAAAAUGGAGAAGUCAUUGAGAUGAUCGUAGGUGAUCAACCAACGCUGCCAACCAAACCAGAAACGACCAACAAUUCCCAGUCAAACGAAGUAGUUAGCAUUGCCAAAGAUCCAGCUUCAGCAGUACCGAAGGUCAGAUUGAACAAAUCAAAGAAUUCUGGUAAACGAGCUCCAAAACGGAAGGUCUGUGCAGAAGAACUAACGUCGAUUAAAUAUCGGAAGCAGUUGAAAACAGCAAGCGCUACACAGACCAUCAAGAACAUUAAAAAGAGAAGUCGUAAGAAACCAACAGCUGAUGUUGUGAGUGAUAUUUUGUGCUUCUCUUGUGGAGAUUUUUUCAGCUCAACCGGAAAUGGAAAUGGAUGGGAGAAGUGUCUUUGUUGUGAUAUUUGGUUCCAUGAGACUUGCACUGGAUCAAACAUCGUAACUUGCAGCACCUGUGUUUAAUUUUACCCUGAAAUACAUGCAUACAUGAAUUAGAAAGAAGAAUUUGAA